This is a messenger RNA of Salvia miltiorrhiza (redroot sage), 1962 nucleotides long. RefSeq names its product glycerol-3-phosphate acyltransferase 1-like. The coding region runs from base 345 to 1853 and encodes 502 amino acids. Gene Ontology annotation, cellular component: membrane. Gene Ontology annotation, molecular function: phosphatase activity; glycerol-3-phosphate 2-O-acyltransferase activity. Gene Ontology annotation, biological process: cutin biosynthetic process. The transcript is spliced from 2 exons. The record is from RefSeq and is a predicted model, not a curated record. Lineage: Eukaryota; Viridiplantae; Streptophyta; Magnoliopsida; Lamiales; Lamiaceae.
CCUUCGUUUAAGACAAUGCUUUUCAUUCCCAUGCUUUGGACUAAGGUAUUCUUGGGAAACAAAGAUUAAUAAGUAAAGUAGUAAUUGCUCAUUCUACAGAAUCGAUAUUGCAUACAGUCUGUGGCGGAGAAUUCUUGAGCCACCCCAAUUCCCAAAACCUAACCCAAUUCAUAAUUAUCUCCCUCUCAUGCGCGCCUCUAAUCGCCCCCAACCCAAUUCCAGACCAGGGAGACGCCUCACACAGCCACCUGUACACACUCUCCUUUACCGCCGCCUCACCUGUAACCUUACUGCUGCUGCUGCGCGGCCUCCAGUCUCGGUUGGUCGGCCGGCCGAACCGACCGAUGCUACAAAGCCACUAUGAAGCUCAAGAAAUCCGCCCCCCUCCGCCGCCGCACCCCAGCCUCUCCAAAUUCAGCCCCCGCGGGGGCCGGGUGUCGCUCGUCUGCGACAUCCACCGCUGCCUCCUGCGAUCGCCCUCCUUCUUCCCCUACUUCAUGCUCGUCGCCUUCGAGGGCGGCGGCCCCCUCCGCGCCCUCCUCCUCCUCCUCUCGUGCCCGCUCCUCCUCCUCCUCGACUACGAGACCAAGAUGCGCGCCAUGAUCUUCAUCACGUUCUGCGGCAUGCGGCAGCGCGACGCCGAGAGCGUCUCGAGAGCGGUGCUGCCGAAAUUCUACCUCGAGAACCUCAACCUCCACGCCUUCGCGGCCCUGGAUUCCGCCGGAUAUAGGGCCGUCUUCACCGCCGUGCCCAGGGUCAUGGUGGAGCACUUCCUAAAGGAGUAUCUUGCCGUCGAUUCGGUCGUCGGGACCGAGCUCCGCUGCGCCGGAGAAUUCUUCACCGGCUUGGUCUCGCCCGCCGGCUUGGUCGUGAAGCACAGAGCUGUGAAGGAGAUGUUCGGCGACAAGAGGCCCGAUGUCGGCAUCGGAGCCUCCACGCUUCAUGAUCAUUUCAUGAUCUCUCUCUGCAAGGAAUCAUAUGUCAUAACAAGAGAAGACAACGCCAAAAGCAGCGCAAUAAUGCCAAGAAGCCGAUACCCAAAACCCCUAGUCUUCCACGACGGCCGGCUGGCGUUCCUUCCGACGCCGGCGGCGUCGCUCGCGAUGUUCUUGUGGCUCCCGUUUGGGAUCCUCCUUGCCGUCUUCCGCCUCUUCAUUGGCAUCUGCCUCCCCUACCACCUCUCCAUCCUCCUCGGCACCGCCACCGGCAUCGACCUCCGUGUCUUCGGUGCCGCGCCACCACCGUCCGCCGACGGCGGGGGCGUCCUCUACGUGUGCAGCCACCGCACCCUCCUCGAUCCGGUCUUUCUUAGCACUGCCCUCCGCAAGCCCCUCACCGCCGUGACCUACAGCCUGAGCAAGAUGUCGGAGAUCAUGGCGCCAAUCCGUACGGUGCGGCUGACGCGCGAUCGGUGGCGCGACGGCGCGACGAUGCAGCGGCUGCUGGCGGAGGGCGACUUGGUGGUGUGCCCCGAGGGGACGACGUGUCGGGAGCCGUACCUGCUCCGGUUCAGCUCGCUGUUCACGGAUGUCGCCGACGAGAUCGUGCCGGUGGCGGUGGACACGGAGGUGGGGAUGUUCUAUGGCACGACGGCCGGCGGAAUGAAGUGGUUGGACCCGAUCUUCUUCCUCAUGAAUCCGAGGCCGGUGUACGGCAUUCGGAUCCUGGAGAAGGUGCCGAGGCAGCUGACGUGCGCCGGGGGGAGGACGGCGCACGAGGUGGCGAAUUAUAUACAAAGGGAGUUGGGGGCAUCGCUAGGGUUUGAGUGCACCAAUUUGACGAGGAAGGAUAAGUAUUUGAUGCUGGUUGGGAACGAUGGGGUGGUCAAGAAGAAGGAGACCAAGAAUUCAUAGAUCAUGCAAUAUUGUAUUAAUCAUUUUUUUUUCUUUUUUUGGUUGGAAUAGACUAAUGUUGUUGGUAGUUUAUCAGCAAUUAUAUUCUCUCGCUCCGCAAAUUCUUCAA